Molecule: messenger RNA, 1440 nt
Organism: Caenorhabditis angaria
Lineage: Eukaryota; Metazoa; Nematoda; Chromadorea; Rhabditida; Rhabditidae
Source: the annotation of a GenBank genome assembly
AUGUCAUUCGCUACUGAAUUUACUAGUAAAUGUUUGGAAAAUUCUGGAAUUGCAGCUAAAAGUUUGUCAGGAGAACAAACGUUGUUUUCGAAAUUCGUCGAAGAAUCUAAAAAAUAUUCAGUAUUCUGCGAGAAAUAUUCAGUAAUUGCUACAUUUUGCACAAAUUCAGUCGGAUUUUUAGAAUUUGUAAUUGGUUCUCAAAUUGCUGGAAUAAAAUUAGUUCCAUUGAAUCCAUCGUAUAAAGCAUAUGAAAUAGAAGAAUAUCUGAAAAUCACAAACCCUUCCCACAUUAUUUUAUCAAAAGAUGUCGAUUCAACAAAAUUCAAGAAUUAUGAUUUCACAUUUAUUGAAGAUAUCGUAAUCACUGAUUAUUCUAAAUCUGGAAAAGAUUAUAAAAAUAGUGGCAAAAUAAUAUUCUUCUCUUCUGGUACAACUGGUCCACCAAAACCAUUUAUUUAUGAUUCUCGAAUUCUUUUGGCACAUCUUCAACAAUUCGAAUUAAUUCAAAAAUCACCAAAAUAUUAUUCUCCAUCAUCAACUGAUAUUUGUUUUGGUGUUCUUCCAUAUUUUCAUGCUGGUGGUUUGAUUACUGUACUUUCAAUGUUAUGGAUUGGUUGUACUGUAAUUAUAAAUGAAAGAUGGGAUGGAAAAGAAUUUAUUGAUACUUGUAAUAAAUAUCAAGUCAGUGUCCUUUUCUUAGUACCUCCAGUUUUAAAAUUUCUGGCGAAUGCGGAAUAUGAGGAUUUGAAAAAUUUGAAAACAAUUUAUGUUGGAGCUGCUGCAUCGGAAAAAUCAGAUUUUGAAAAAGUUGCGAAACGGUUUAGCAGCUUGGAAAAUUUGAUACAAUGUGAGUUUUGAUAUUCCAGGUUUUCUAAAUAUAUUUUAUUUUAAGUGUAUGGUUUAACAGAAUGUGGAGUUUUGAUAAGUUCAACUGUGAAAGGUAUUUCGAAUGGUGAAAAUGUUGGUAUUCCAUUUCCAUUAGUUGAAAUAAAAUUGGACUCAAAUAAUCAAAUUCUGGUAAAAUCUCCAACUUCGACAAUUCGAGAAGAUCAAUUUAUGGAAACUGGAGAUUUGGGAAUUUUCAUCGGAGAACAACAAGAAUUGAAAAUAAUUGGAAGAUCGAAAGAGAUGAUCAAAGUUCGGGGAUGGCAAGUUAAUCCAAAUGAAAUUGAAGAAUUUGUAAAAUGCCAUUUAAACAUUGAUUGUGCUGUUUAUCAAAAUUCCGAUCAAAAACUUUUGAUGAAAGUUGUUGGAAAAGAAGAUAAAUCCCUCAAAAACAAAAUCUUGAAAAUGAUAAAAGGUCAGCUAAUCCAAUUAUAGUUGUUUGAACAAUAUGAGAUUUCAGAAAAUUUCGCAUCUUACAAAUCCAUCGAAAAUGUUUUAUUCUGCUCGGAACUUCCUAGAAAUGCAUCAGGAAAAUUGAUGAGAAGAUUCUUAUGA